Vitis vinifera (wine grape) is the source of this 5472-nucleotide messenger RNA. RefSeq lists its product as uncharacterized. Bases 3103 to 5238 code for a protein of 711 amino acids. The transcript is spliced from 9 exons. NCBI's taxonomy places the organism in Eukaryota, Viridiplantae, Streptophyta, Magnoliopsida, Vitales, Vitaceae. The record is from RefSeq and is a predicted model, not a curated record.
CUGCCUCCAUAUUCCUAUUUGAAAUUUUUACUAUGAGAAGUAGCUUGAGUAAUAGGUAAGAAACUUAACAGGAGAUUCCUUUGAAAUUAAUGUAAUUUAUUCUUAUUAUCAGGGAAGAUUGGAUGUGAUUUAGUACUGGGAAGAUUAUUAAUCCUUUUUUGCUUUUAGAUAGGAGGCCUAUUAAUUCACAGAAACCUAUUUAAUUUGAACCAACUAAGAUAAGAUUUAUGGGGGCAAAUAAAAAAUGAGUAAAUAGCUAAUAAUGCAUUAAUUGAGUCAUUAUUACUGGCAAUGCUAUGUGAUUAAUAUGGAAAGCAUACCUAUUUAAUAUAGAAAUUUGCCUAUACACUUAGUUUUCCUCAUUAAUGAAGAAGAAAUCCUCUUUGUGGAGUAUGAAAUUCCAUAAUUUUGAGAAAACUGAUAUUUAAUAAUCAGACUCCGUCGAGACUCUCCAUUUAAUAAAUAGUCUGUCCAAUUGUAUGAUUUAUUUCCUUUUUUUUCCAUGGUUUUCUCUUUUGCCUUUGUCUUUUUGGCUUUCCCUUUUCCCUUUUCCUCCCUAAAAUCCUUCUUUUGCAUCGUGUUUUGGAGCUUUUCUUAAGGAGAAAACACAGCUUGUUCUUCUCUUCAUUGCUCAUUUGACCCCUCCUUGUCUCUUUCUUUUCUCAUCUUACAAAGAGCUUUGCCUCCCUCCUAUCAAAGAAAGAGCAUUGGUUCCCACUUUCCCCCUUUAGCUGGAAGCCCUAAUUCCUUCAAAAUGUUUCUUCUACUCUCUUGUCACUUUCCAUAGAAAACCCCGAUUUGCAACCAUUUCAAAUCAGUCCCUUUCUGUUGUUUUUGGUGAAUGACUUUUCCGUUGCUGGUUUAUCACCAAUCAGGAUAUAGCUUUGCUAUUUUCCCAUAUUUAGAGGCAUACAAAAGCAAUUACAUUGAAGGCUUGACAAACUUAGAAGUGUCUAAUCUGACUUUUAGGGCAUCCAAGCAGCUGGUUUUCUUCAAAAUUCUAAACCAACUCUUUAUCUUCUAGAGUCAAUUCUACCAUUUUGUUCCAUUUUCAAUUCAUCUCAUCCAUCCAAAACUUUCCUAGAUGAUAUUGUCCUAGUAAGUUUUCUUUCAGAUCUUUCACCACCCCUUUUUAGUUCUCUAAUCUGAGAGUUUCAACUUGUUUUCUAUGGAAAAUCUUCAAGAGCGUUUAUUACUUUCCUCGUCUUCAUCUUGUUCAUCUUCUUCCAACCCACACCUAAUGUCAGUCACUGCUGAAUGCUGGAGUAUAACAAAGCUAACAAUCCAAGAAAUAUUAUGUGCUAUUCAACCAACCAUAGUUUCUGAGCAAAGGAGGAAGGAGAUUAUUGAUUAUGUUCAGAGGCUAAUUAGGGAUUCUUUUGGAAAUGAGGUUAGAGAUCUUUUCCUUCAAUUUUUUUAUUUCUCUUGGUAGGGAUGCUGAAUAAAAAUGGUGGGUCUUUCUCUUCUUUUAAUGUGGUUUUUAUUUAUAUUUUUUUUUCUAAUAAUUAGGUUUAUGCUAGUCUUUUUGCUUUCACUCAACAGUCUGGUCAUGGUUAAUUUUCUUGGUAAUACAUACAGUUAGCUUCUUCCUCAAGGAUUGUGAUUAAGUUUAAUUCCAAUUUUUUUUGGAGUGGGAAAGCAACUAAUUCAUGAUGUUAGAAUAUCACAAAUAUAACUCUUAUUCUUAGUACAAAAUCGGUAGAAUAAAGGCUGUUGCUACCAUGUUGUUAUAUUGGAGUAUUUCUAGUUGAUCUUCUUUUGGUCACUUUGCUCAAUUUUUGUAUUCCUUUAUUUGUUGUGAAAUUACAAAAGCUUCAUUAAGGAAUGAUAUUAAGGAAGGCCUGGAUUAUUUUUAGUGGCAACUCCUCCUGUGACGAGUUAUAUGCUGUAUAAGUGACCCAUUCUUCUGUUUUACAUGAAAGCUGUACUGUAUGAAGGCUGUAGUGACCCAUUGUUCUGUUUUAUGUGAAAGCUGUACUGAACAUCACUGCACAAAGGUUGGGCAUCCUAGUAAUAAAUUUGAUAUGCGCUCUCAGAAAUUUCAAACAUUUCCAUUCAUAUCCACUUGUGACAUGCUGUGAAUGCAUGAUAGAGAACCAAACAAAUUAGAGAAUGGGUAACCUGUAGUGAUCCUUGCACAUCUGAAAUUUAUUUAUUAAUAAAAAAAAAUGCUAUCUUUGAAAUUGCUUUAUUCUGGGCAGGAAUGAGUAGAUUCUAACAAAAGCAGUCCUUUCAUGUAGCAUCUUAGAUCUUCAUAUGUUCAGGUGUUAAGUUUCUGCAUGGCGCUUAAUUCUUUGUUUCUUCAAUAUUCUCAUCUAUUGCAAGUAGUUGUCAUCAUCAUCGUCUCUAGUAUUCUCCUUUUUUGGGGUGGCUUGGGUUCUUCCUUGAUCAAAGACAUUCUUCUUAGGUGGCAUGGCAGUUCUACAAUUCAAGGGAGAAAGGUAUCUGGAAGAUGACACCUUUAUGCUUUUUUGACCGUCUAGAAAGAGAGAAAUAGAAGAAUCUUCUAGGGCUUCAACCUUUCAGUCUGGUGAUGAAAGACCUCUUUUUAAAGUAUUUCCUUUCUCUAUCAAAUUGUUCUAUAAUGGUUGUUAAUUUCUUUUUGCUAGACUUUGUUGAUAAAUUGGGUGUUGGGUAGACUAUGUAGUGGUUUCCUUUUUUUUUUUUUCCGUUUGCGUUGGUGCACCUUGUAUGCUUUCCUUGUACUCAGGUUGUACCCUUUUGUUAGGUGUUUCUUUUAAUACAUAUUACCUUAUUUUUCCAAUCAAAAGAAAAGGUUGUAGUUUAUUGGUUUGGUAUUUGAAGCUUUAAAGUCUUAAAAAAUUUCAACACCAGAGAUAUUGAGUUUUCAUCUUUCGCAUUCUUCAUUGACAUGGCAUUCAAGUUUAUACUAUGAACAGCUUAUUUUUUGUUCAUUUCUUGACUUAACAGAAAGGUAUUUGGGGUUUUGGCUGUUUGUUGCCUGAAAUCCUUGCUUGAUCCUUUGACAUGGACGUGAAGUUUUAAAACACUAAUGCAUGUAGAAAAUAUGAGAUAUCAGUUAAUUACUACUUCACUGCUUCUGUUCACAAUUAUGUUUUUUCUUUUACACUAAAGCAAGCAAUGCUGGAGAGGAGGAAUAGCCGUUCCAUUGAAGUACUACUACAAGUUUAUUUUGAGGAACCAAAAAAUAUAAAGCUCUAUGUGCUCCCAUUUGGCUCAAUGCCACUAAAGACCUAUCUUCCAGAUGGAGAUAUCGAUCUCACUGCCCUCUGCCCUGAAAAUGAUGAAGAGGAUUUCGCUAGAGAUGUCUGCACUCUCCUUGAAGGUGAAAGGCAAAUGGGCUCAGAGUUUCGAGUAGAAGACAUUAGCUACAUUCGGGCAAAGGUUAAGAUUGUGAAAUGCAUGGUACAGGAUAUUUCCGUGGACAUAUCUUUUAACCAAACUGGUGGACUCUCUACACUAUGCUUUCUUGAGCAGAUCGACAUUCUUAUUGGGAAAGACCAUCUUUUCAAACGCAGUGUUAUCUUGAUCAAAGCCUGGUGCUACUAUGAAGGUCGAAUUCUUGGAUCGCAUUGUGGCUUGUUGUCGACAUAUGCAUUGGAGAUCUUGGUUUUAUAUGUGAUUAACCUCUUUUAUUCAUCAUUAUAUUGUCCUUUAGCGGUCCUGUACAGAUUUUUGGACUACUAUAGCACAUUUGACUGGGAAAAAUUUGGAGUCAGUGUACUUGGUCCUGUUUCUAUAUCAUCCCUUCUCACAGGAGCGCCAGAGGCAGCAGAAACUGCCGAUAAACCGUUACUGAUUAACGAGGAGUUUCUGUGGAGUUGUAAAGAAGCAUUUGCAGUUUCAAUAAGGGCAUCUGAAUGUACAAAGCAGCCAUUUCUAGUGAAACAUAUCAACAUUCAGGAUCCCCUGAGGGACUACAACAAUUUGGGGCGUAGUAUAAGCUUAGGUAACUCCUACCGGUUUAGGUAUGCCAUUUCAGUUGGGGCUCAGAGGCUUAAGGAGAUUCUUCUCAUGCUACCAGAAGGAAGAAUGAAUGAGGGACUGAAGGAAUUUUUCAACAAUACGUUAGAUAGGAAUGGGGGGGGACAAGGGGCAGAUGAAGGUGAUCUUGUCCCAUUUGGACCUGGAAGCUCUAAAUUCUGUAACCUUCAGGGAGACUACUACGGUUGCCUCAGUAAUUUGCAUUAUGGGCAGUUCUAUCAUGCCAAUCUCUCAUCCUUCUCUCUCCAUCCCGGUUCACUAGAUGUCCCAUUUCAGUGGAUGUAUUUUAACCAAAGUAAUGUGCCUUGGGGGUACACAAAUCAUUUUGCCUCAAUGCUCCCAUCCCAAAAUACUUUCCAGUUUUACAGCCCCUCUUUUCAAUUUGAAGAACAGGAAAGCAACAUGAAUGCUUAUGUCCCAAGCCUACCCUUCUGCUAUGAGACUGCUAGCCAGUUGUCUGGGCUUGCUUAUCAUUUUGAAGAAAAGGUGCCACAAGGAACAGGCACAUUCAUCCCUAACGUGGCCCAGAUUUUUCAUAAUGAUUUAAACAGAUGGGAGCAUGGACAGGAUCCAGAACAUGAACCUCGGAGUGGGAUGCCACAAACCAGGUGGGCAGUUAAGAGGAAUCCAGUCUCCAUGGCUAGCAGUGUGUUGUUGGAACCUGAACAGGAGGGCGGAAAAAAUUCAGAACCCACAUUGCAGGUUCUGUCACCUAAACCUGAAGAUGAGGGAGGGAUGGUUUCAAAAUCAAAGAACCAAGCUCCAUCCUUGAAACCUGAACAGGAGAGACAGAGCAAUCAGGAAUCCAAAGCACAAGAUCUGGUUCUGAAACCUGAAUCUGAGAGUGAUGAGAGUAGUCAAGAAGCCAAAGCACCAGGUCUGGUGCUGAAACCUGAACCUGAGACAGGCAAGAAUCGAGAUGUGUCAACUCAAGGCCUGUUGCUGAAACCUGAAGUUGAGCAAAGAAAGAGCCUGACUCCAGAAUCCACUCCACAAGGUCCAUCGGCAAAAACCCCUCCAGCAAACUAUGACCACAGUAAGGUACCCCCACAGAUGAACCAGGCCCGAGAAGCUGUAAACAGUGGCUGCCUUCACCCGCUAGAAGAAUUCCCAGAACUUCCACACAAGCUGAAGCAGGACAGCAGCCUUGAUCCCAAGGACGGCAAGAAAGAACUGGUUCCUGAUCAACCAUACUCCCUUGCAGACCCCAACGAUUUUCCUCCCUUGGGCAGCAAACAGAAGGGUAAAGGUAAGAGUCAGAGGAAAAAAUGAUAAUUAGUUUAAUGGCAACAGCCCUUGAGCAAUCUUAGUUUCUCAGAAGGAUCUUCUCAUUUUUCUGCUUUUCUGUUAAGACAAUGUUUCCCAUUCCUUUCCCAUUGAGCUCUAGAAACCGGUUUUGUUUUCCCUUGUGAACUUUUGGAUAUCUAACUAUUUAUGGCUAAUUAUCUGACUAUAUGUUUAAUUAUCUGACUAUUUAUGGUUAAUGAAGGUUUAGUUAGAUCCAGC